AUGCUCUCUCUCCUUUCUAAGGCGCUUUCCUACUUCUGGAGACGCGCAGAUGACGAAGAUGAGAGAUGGGCGACCUCUGAUGAUAAAGAAUUGAAAAGGGUACAAGGAGUAGUGACAAGACUGUGCCAUGAUUAUGGGAUGAUAGAUGACAUGAUAGUCUUUACGAAGGAUGUUGUCACAAAAAACAUGCUGCUGGCUGUUGGACAAGAAGUUAUUGCCACUGUGGAAGAGGAUAAAACAUCAGGUGGCCUGAAGGCUGUCAGGCUUUCAUCAUACUGUGGAAAUACUGUCAUUGCUCCAAAAUACAUAAACCUGGUAACUGAAAAACUACAUAUGGAUCUACAAAGCAACUAGAAUAUUUUAGCACUUGUGGCAUGUUUAG
Messenger RNA from Poecile atricapillus (Black-capped chickadee), 382 nucleotides. It is a transcript of the gene CT55, whose product is annotated as cancer/testis antigen 55. The coding region runs from base 1 to 354 and encodes 117 amino acids. NCBI's taxonomy places the organism in Eukaryota, Metazoa, Chordata, Aves, Passeriformes, Paridae. The record is from RefSeq and is a predicted model, not a curated record. The transcript is spliced from 3 exons.